Molecule: messenger RNA, 2316 nt
Organism: Trichoderma citrinoviride
Lineage: Eukaryota; Fungi; Ascomycota; Sordariomycetes; Hypocreales; Hypocreaceae
Exons: 3
Coding region: 1-2316 (771 amino acids)
Biological process (GO): regulation of DNA-templated transcription
Molecular function (GO): DNA-binding transcription factor activity, RNA polymerase II-specific; zinc ion binding
Source: RefSeq, a predicted model, not a curated record
AUGAGACGACAGAAUCAUAGCUGUGACCAGUGUCGAAGGUCAAAGAGAGGAUGCGAUGCUCCGUCUUUGGGGGCAGGACAACGCAACUCGACUCGGGGGCAACUCAACAUUGGAAAUGGUUCCAUCAAGUGCUCUUACUGCAACAAGACCAACAAGACAUGCACAUGGGAAUGGGCAAAAGCUCAGACACGACAACGGUCCAUCGCAUAUGGGUCCAAGUCACCCUCGAAAGAAAUAGCAGGCAGGAGGCACCCUUUCAUCGACUGCCUAAUUCCGAACGAUGUCCCCUCCUUUCGGACUGAGGUAUCGGAGGAUCCAACCUCGACGCCUGAGCUUGCCGGUGACGCCACCGCUACAAUUUCCUACAAAACAGAACCGCAAUUAUCUGACUAUUUGCCUGGGACCGAUUCGAUUUCACCAGCUCAAUAUUGUUACCCCGUACAGGAUGAUGGACUAAUGCCGUUGGCCAAGAGGCGGCGAACAUCAUCAAACGGAACUGGUUCGCAACGCACAUCUCUAUCCCUCUUUUCCGCCGACCACGAAAUGAUAUCCAACACCAAUAGCCAACUUAUUUCAACAAACCUGCUUCAAAUAUACCACGAUGUGCUCGAACACAACCUAUCAUGCUGGCUGACGGAAAUAAACAACCCAUUGACAGCCCAGUCGCGGCAUGGAGAUACAGAGAACCGUACGGGCCUAGUCAGGGAAUGGGGGACUACGUGGUCUAAUAGGAUUUAUACUCGAGCCAUCCAGCUAGACCGCGAAUCGAUAUCGGCAAAUCUGGUGCGCCUGACGCCUGCGCAAGAUGCCUCCGUCACUAAUGCCCUGCACCUUGCCAUCAUGGCAUUUGCCACGCAGUGGGCGCAGGGGAGCCGUCGGCAAAGAGAGCGAUAUCCCACGUGUUCCAUCUCUUCGGGGGAUGAUUCGGAUGGGUUGGCCGAGGAGUUUGAUCGUAGCCUUCAGCAUCAGAUUUGGGCCCAGGCCAAAAGGGCUUUGCAGGAUGUCGACGAGCUGGAGUCUUACCGGGUGGCAUUGGCUGAGUUGAUAUUCGGAUUAACGCAGAAGGCUUGGAGUCAUGAAGCUGAAGACAGAGGUCCCGGAGGAGAAAUGAAAGUCUACCCCCGUGGCAUUGACUUGGAGACAGAAGUAAAAGCACGACUGGGAACUAUCAUUGCCAAGGAGGGACCCCCAAUUUACAUGGAGAGAGCUGCCCGCAAGGUUCAAACCCUACAGGCCCGAUACAACGCAGGCAGGCGAGGCCUUGGAUCUUCAAUUCUGGAGAAUGAUGCAGUCACAGCCACCGGCAGCACCCAAUUUUUCUCCAACAAGGAGAAUAGGGAGACUGCAGGACUUCUGUACUGGUUCGCCGUCAUGUUUGACACGGUAUCAUCGUCGAUGAACGAACGGCCCGUCGUUGUGCCCGACGAAGACAUCCCGCACUAUGCCGACGAGGAGCUCCACGAAACAGCACCAGAAGAUGACACUCCUUCGCGUGGGAGAUGGGACGUGGAGUCGUUCGUCCACGAUGACGUGGAAAACCCUGCCUAUAAGCCUACAUGGCCAUGCCCGUACGAGGACGCCGCCAAAGCCGUCACCAAAGCGGCACCGGUCAAGGUUUUGCUAUUUCGGCAUUUGUCCUAUCUUCAGGGCAUACUUCGAAGAGGAGCUCGAGGGAAGAGAGUGGAGGACAUUAUUAGCUCCACACUUUCUCUCUAUCGAUACUGGAACAAGACAUACGGAUCAUUCUUUCGAGAGUUGAUGCUUGAUAUCGACUCUGUUCCAGAGCGAAUACGAAGCUGGUUCUUUUGCAUCUCGUGUCAUUGGAAUCUCGCUGCACUUAUGAUAGCCGACCUUGUUGCGUUUGUCGACGACAACAAACUUGGGAUUGAUAGCGAGGCGCGGGCACGUAUCGCGGGCAGGAUUACAUGGAGGAUACGAGAUGCGAGCACUCAGGAGCUCUCCGAACUUGCGGCCAUCUCAAUCCCUUGUCAAGGGUUACAGGACGACUCAAACUUCCACCAUGCAGUCAACGAAGGUACUAUUUUGACGGAGCCUUGGACAAUGAUUCUCAUCAGGGCAUUCAGCAUGGCAUCUGCCAUACUUCUUGGGGAGGCAGACGAAGCUCUCCGCCACGGCGCGGCACAGCUGGGAUACACGGGCGGGCAUUUCGAAGAAACGCUGGGAAAGGUCUUGAACUGUAUCAAGGCCUUAUGGCAUCUUGGGAAAAAGUCGGACAUGGCCAGGAAAGCGGCCGACUUCCUGUCUUUAACUACUGAGAGACUGCAGGCUGAUUACGGAGCUGGACGACGGGGAUAG